Messenger RNA from Salvia splendens (bonfire salvia), 3104 nucleotides. RefSeq lists its product as uncharacterized. Lineage: Eukaryota; Viridiplantae; Streptophyta; Magnoliopsida; Lamiales; Lamiaceae. Gene Ontology annotation, molecular function: RNA nuclease activity. Gene Ontology annotation, cellular component: peroxisome. Gene Ontology annotation, biological process: regulation of gene expression. Bases 930 to 2552 code for a protein of 540 amino acids. The record is from RefSeq and is a predicted model, not a curated record. The transcript has 4 exons.
GAAAGCCAAUUUCUUAAGUUGCAAAUUAGGCGAAAUUCGAGAGCCUAGAAAGUUGAGGUCAGCCUCCUCCUCCGGGGGAAAUACAAUAGACAUCUAUGUUUGCAUCCAAAUUGAUCUCGCUAUAAACUGCGAUAUAAUCCAACUCCUCCUACUCUUACAUCCUCGCUUUUCUUUUCUGAAUUAUUUUGGUAUAACAAUAUUUCAGGCCUCACCCACGUUCUUCUCCUCUUCAGGCGAGUAAUUUAUUGUUCGUAUAACCCAGUUUGGAUGGGUUUAGGGAAAAAAAUUGGAUCUUGAAUUGGUUUUUAUUCGUUAGGCAAGAAUAUGAUGAUAUUUCUUCAUGUAGAUUCGAUAAUUGGUGGCUAUUUAAUUAGGUGUACAUCUAUCUGCAUCUUUAUCAUGCACUUGUCCGAAAUUUUAUUCUAAUACUGAUUUAUCUUCUGGAGCUGAAGCUCUUAUGCUAAUUUUAUGCAAUCUGUUUUGUGCAUCCAUUCAAUGUUCGUUUUCCAUUGUAUCCUUUGAUGCAGUAUUUAUUGGAGCCAAUUUUAUAGUAUCCUCUGAUGCAGUACUUAAAGGGAUCUUGCUAAUCUGAAUUUAUCUUGUUUAUAGUAAUGUGUAGCCAAUCUUAAUCCGUCUUGUUUAUAGUAGUAGUAAUUGUUUUCUGGCUUGUACUAGACUUUUACAGGGUGUAGUUUUUAAUUGUGUAUCAUCGAAUAAUAAUAAGGGUUUCUCUUCAGUUAUAUUCUAUCAUUAUUUUCUAUGCAAAGUUAUGCAAUUUGAAUUCUUCUGAUCAAGAAAAAUAUUUGGGAUAGAAUGGAUUUGACACUUCAUUUUCUGCCAAUGUGAAUCAAGAUUUGAUGGUAGGCUCUGAAAGUUAAUAAAGGGCUAGUGCGUGGAGUGAGUGCUUGUGGUGAAUCAAUGUCGGGUAUAUGAAGGUAGAAGUAGUUUAUCCAUUUAAGUCCGUGAUGUCGAGCUCAAAUGCAUCUACAUUGCUGUUGCCAUCGGAAUGCUCAGGACAUGCAAGGCAAUUGGAAAGCUCAAAUGGAAACCGUUAUCAACCUUUGUUGCAUCAAAGUUGGAGCUCCUCCCAGGGUCCUGUUGCUAUUCUUUGGGACAUGGAGAACUGCCCCGUGCCAAGUGAUGUGCGAUCUGAAGAUGUGGCUGGUAACAUUAGGAUGGCUCUGCGGUUUCAUCCUGUAAUCGAUGGAGCUGUAACAAUGCUUUCUGCAUACGGGGAUUUUAAUGCUUUCCCCAGACGAUUAAGAGAAGGAUGCCAGAGAACUGGUGUGAAGCUCAUAGAUGUCCCCAAUGGACGUAAGGAUGCAGCCGACAAGGCAAUAUUGAUCGACAUGUUCCUUUUUGCUCUUGAUAAUCCCCCACCUUCAUCCAUCAUGCUGAUCUCAGGAGAUGUUGAUUUUGCUCCUGCUCUCCAUAUUCUUGGUCAGCGAGGAUAUACCAUAAUUCUUGCUAUUCCUUCUCGAGUGGGGGUGUCAUCUGCCCUUUGCAAUGCAGGUAGGUUUGUAUGGGACUGGCCUAGUAUUGCUCGUGGGGAAGGUUUUAUGCCCUCGGCUAAAGCAAUGAUUCCAUCUCGUGGAGGUGCAGGGGAUAUUGCAGGGUUCUUGGUGGGAUCUCAUAUUAACAGUAAUAUGGAUGUUGAGAAUGAAGAGGAGUCGAUAGUGUAUAGGGGGGUCUCAAGAGGCUAUUGCAGCACAAGAGAUUUAUCUUCUGUAUCACAGUCUGCAUCCGAGCAUAAAAGUAAUCCAAUUGCAAUGCCCUCGGAUCCUAUGAUUUCCCAAUCUCUUAGCCUUCCAUCUAUUCUGUAUGAAGUUUCAUCAGGAAACCGUGUCUCAUGCAAACAAAACGACACGACUUGGGUGCAGCCCAGAGAUCUAAACGAUUUAAAGGGCCAACUGGUAAGGUUGCUUGAAUUGGCAGAUGGAAAUUUACCUCUUACCCGACUUCCGGCUGAAUACCAAAAAUAUUAUGGGAAGCCUCUGUUUGUUUCUGAAGAUGGGGCAGUUAAGCUUGCAAACCUUCUUAAGAAGAUGGGUGAUAUGAUUGCUAUCCAGGGAAAAAGCCAAAAAAAGUUCGUCUGCCUCCAUAGCUCUAAAUCCGGAGCAGCUAGUAAUCCUGUAAUAUUGUCUAGGAGGGAGAAAAAAGAAAAAGAAUCUCGGGAAGACAACGUUGAUGCAACGGCUGGAAGUGGCUCCUCAGAUGAGUUCUCAGGUGACGAAACAGCUGUAGGAGGAGGAAAUGAUGGUAGGCAAGAAGGAGAAAGUUCUUAUCUUGAGGUUGUUGGUCAAUCUCUAAUUGUUGACAAAAGCCUGAACAAAUUUAAGUAUGAGCUUCAAGAGAUCUUGGUGAGCUACUCUUGCCGGAUAUUUCUUGGUUCUUUUGAGUCCGUAUACCAACAAAGAUACAAAAAACAACUGGAUUAUAUAAGCUUUGGUGUGAAUAAUCUGGAGGAGCUCUUGGGAAAGGCGCGGGAUGUGGUUCUGUUGCAAGAGGAACCCAUAAGUAAAAGAAAGUAUAUGUUUGCUGUUUGUGGCUAAAAGAAAAUCUUGCUCCUGCUUCGUUCAUUGCAGGAACAUCUGCGUCACAUGAGGCUACCAAGUGGGAAUCGCAUGCCUAGGAAAGUGCUGCUCAAGAAUGUCAAUGGACGGGAUAAAUGGAUGGAUAUUUUUAGAUUAUGCAGAUGAAGUAAAUUCUGCAUUCUGUUCUAUGGGAAGCAUUGGAUGUUACAGAUCCUUUCAUAUCAGUAGGACUGCUGCUUCUCGACACUAGGGUUCAUUUAUACAUUAGCAUGCUACGAAUGCUGUUUGUCUCGUUUGGAGUCCUUACAGCUGUUUUGCCUCCUGUUGAGGAGCCAAUGAAUCAGGUAUUAACUCAGCUUUUGCUUGUAAGGCAACUGUGGUUUGAUUUAUUGCUGUGUUUCUCAUGUUCUGAAGUCUUCACUAUAAUAAAUUAUUCCUACCAACUAUUUUCGACAAUUCGCGUUAGGCUUUACGUUGCAGCAAAUCUCAACUUUGCCAACGAAAUGGAACAAAAAUUUAGUGGUGAAGACCUUUUUGCUACUCUCUAUGUCAAUAUUUUCUCUCUUGUUA